GCUUCAUGAUACCUUCAGUAAACCACUUGACUUUUAGGCGGAGAGCUUUCUUCCUUUCUCCUCACUUUGCAUACAUAGACGGCAAAGUAAUAUAAGUCAGGAUGUAGAAGGCGUCAGGAGACGUCCACAAACCGUGCCCCCCCUUCCUCCUCCUCCCCGGACAGCUUGUGGUCUCCGCUCUAGGCUGAGCUCUCUCUCUCCAUCAGCCGCCUGAUGCGCUCCGUUCCUCCGUGCAGGAGGCUGAAGACGCACCGAGUGGAGGUGCUGCGAGCCGCCUCUUUCCUGCUGGAUGGACCGCUUCUCCUCCCCGUCUAUGGUCUUCAGUCCCAGCUAGGUUUUGAAUACCUUUCAGUUUUUCCAGAUGUCAGCUGAUUUUGAGCGGCGUAGAGCCUGAAGGUGAGCAGCACUUCUUCUGCAGACUGCUUCAUCAUGGCCACAGGAGUCGCAGCGUGGCUCCCGUUCGCCCGGGCAGCCGCUAUUGGCUGGAUGCCCGUGGCCAGCUGCCCCAUGCCCGUGGCGCCUAGAGAUAACCGUCGCAGACAAGACGAGCUCAUUAUCCUUAACGUCAGCGGCCGUCGCUUUCAAACCUGGAGGACCACUCUGGACCGUUACCCCGACACCCUGCUCGGAAGCUCUGAGAAGGACUUCUUCUACAAUGAGGAAACCAAGGAGUACUUCUUCGAUCGGGACCCCGAUGCCUUCAGGAGCAUACUAAACUUCUACAGGACAGGGAAGCUUCACUACCCUCGCCAUGAGUGUAUCUCGGCCUACGACGAGGAGCUGACCUUCUUCGGCAUCAUCCCCGAGAUUAUUGGGGACUGCUGCUAUGAAGAGUACAAGGACAGGAAGCGGGAGAACCUGGAGAGGCUGCAGGAUGAUCAGGAGGAAAACAAAGACCUCAAGCUUCCCAACAUGAACUUCAGGGAGACCAUGUGGAGGGCCUUUGAAAACCCUCACACCUCCACCAUGGCCCUGGUCUUCUACUAUGUCACCGGGUUCUUCAUCGCCAUCUCGGUUAUCACCAAUGUGGUGGAGACAGUGCCGUGCGGCUCCACCGCCACCCAGAAAGACAUGCCGUGCGGCGAGCGCUACACAGUGGCUUUCUUCUGCAUGGACACCGCUUGUGUCAUGAUCUUCACGGUGGAGUACCUACUGCGCCUGUUUGCCGCACCUAGCCGCUACCGCUUCAUGCGCUCUGUGAUGAGCAUCAUCGACGUAGUGGCCAUCUUGCCGUACUACAUCGGCCUUGUGAUGACCAACAACGAAGACGUGAGCGGCGCCUUUGUCACGCUGCGAGUGUUCCGCGUGUUCCGCAUCUUUAAGUUCUCGCGACACUCACAGGGUCUGCGUAUCCUGGGUUAUACCCUCAAGAGCUGCGCUUCAGAGCUGGGCUUCCUCCUCUUCUCGCUCACCAUGGCCAUCAUCAUCUUUGCUACCGUUAUGUUCUACGCCGAAAAGGGAUCCAGCUCCAGCAAGUUCACCAGCAUCCCAGCUUCCUUCUGGUACACUAUUGUUACCAUGACAACGCUGGGAUAUGGAGACAUGGUGCCAAAGACCAUCGCCGGGAAGAUCUUCGGGUCCAUUUGUUCGCUGAGUGGCGUGCUGGUGAUCGCGCUGCCGGUGCCCGUCAUCGUGUCCAACUUCAGCCGCAUCUACCACCAGAACCAGAGGGCAGAUAAACGCCGUGCCCAGAAGAAAGCCAGACUGGCCAGGAUACGCUUGGCCAAGUCGGGGAGCGCCAACGCCUUCCUACUGAGGAAACGCAACGGACUGCUUAACGAGCUGCUGGAGCUAACAGGCGCAGAGGCUGACGAGCAGAAGCUGGUGAAGCCAUCGUCUCUUCUGGAGAGUCAACACCACCAUCUGCUGCAUUGUCUGGAGAAAACCACUGCUCAUGAAUUUAUAGACGAGCAGCUGUAUGAACAAACCUGUUUAGAAACCAUGCUGCAGAGCUUCCCCGCCCGCAGACCGUCUGGAAGCAGCGGCGAGGUCGUUACAACCACCUGCUGUGGACGCAGGACCAAGAGGAACGCUCCACUGGCCAACGCUGCCCUGCACCCAGGACCCAAUCAGCAGAGCCCCUUGCAGGAGCUGAGCGCCAUCCACAUACAGUGUGGGGAUCGAACGCCGCACGCUGCCAGCCGUUCAAACCUCAACAUGAAGGCCGCGGAUGACGUGGGCAGGGUCAACUCCAAAGGCGGCCGCAUCACUACGGCCAUCGUCAGCCUUCCCACGCCCCCUUCUUUGACGCACGAUGGCGACAACCGCAGGGGGCCACCUAGCCGUAGGCCGCACCCUUCCUCGGGUCAGCCUGGGGGGGCCAGCAUCCAAACCACAACCAGCUCGGCCAACAUCGUCAAAGUGUCCGCCCUGUGAUGUCCAUCUCACUGAUGAUGAUGAUGAUGAUGAUGAUGGAGACAUUUGUAUAUAUGUCUUGGACUAAAAGUGACAUUUGUGAAGAUGGUGCAAUUAGCAUAUCAGUCCAGAAGGGGGCAGUGCGUUUUGACAAUGUCACUUCCAGUUAAUGUGAAAUAUUUUUUUUUGUCUUAAAGUGUUGUGUGUUGCUUGUGUGUCAUGUUGUUGAAAACUUCAAAAAUUAUUUUCUUUAAAGCAUCAAACACAAAUUCUACCUAGCAACAACUAAGAGGCGCGAUAAAGGGGACCUAUUAUGCUCAUUUUUCGGCACUUUGUAUUGAGUUAUGGACUCCUAUAGAGCAGCUACACAUGAUAACCCGCACAGAAAGCUUUCUAGAGCUUCCAGAAUCUGCACCUAUUCUAGCUGUAUUUCCUUGGAUUUCAAAAACUGUUUUAAUUCAUUCCACGCACAGCCCACCUCCGAGCACGCUCACUCAGCUGUGAUUGUCACACUGCCAAGCGUUCCCGAAGACUUCCGGACUACUGCCGAAACUCACUUUCUAUUUUUGUCAACAGGAGUUGAUAAUAAAUGAAGAGGUACUUGAAAAGUACUGCGCUACUGGUUGGAGACCCCUGACUUACUGUGUAUGAACUCAAGCAGUAGUAACAUAGGUCUGCAUUUACAGAGUGCGGACAAAGUGUGUGCGACAUUAAUGUAUCUUUUCCCGGUGAGAACGUGCUGCCAUUGACAAAUGAAAAUAUUUUUCUAUUGCUGGGAAUAACCAACCCCAACCACUUUUGCCUGAGCUUGCCUCACAGGCCUUACAGCACAUGCCCAUAUAAGGAAGCCUGGCUCCCUGUGACGUCACAAACGUCUUGCACAAACCUCAAUAUCUGAGACUUUGGCAUCGAGAAUCCAACAUUCUAACUACAUUUAUAAGUCAGAAAAGUGGAAAACGCAUAACAGGUCCCCUUUAAGUGUUUUCAGUCCCUUUAUGUCCCCAUUUGCACUACUUCAAAACACAUUCAUUGCACACUGCUCAUGCAGGGCAUGCAUGUGUGGAACUUGUGAAUAUAAAUGAAUGAAUUAAAUAAGUACACAAUAGCUGUGCAAUUAUUCGGCUGGUUUGUUUGUGUAACAUUAAAAGUGAUGCUUUUCUAUUUUUAUACACAAGUAUUCCAAAUGCUUGGACCUACAUGAAAGAUGCACACAUGAAUGUAAUAAUCAGUUGAGCAGCAUUUUAUAAAUGUAUUUAAAAAAAAACAAUGUAAUGUGUUUCCAUGAUGACCAAUUGUCCAUCUUCCUGUAAAGAAACUUUUUUUUCUGCUAAAACAAAACAGAUCUUAAUCUGAAUCAACAUCUGCUCUGUUGUUAUUUAUUUUUUUUAAGUGUUUGUGUUAUGGAAGCAUCCAAGUGUCAAAUGAGAAUUAAAAUCUGCCUAUCAAUUCUGGAAU
Messenger RNA from Doryrhamphus excisus (bluestripe pipefish), 3810 nucleotides. Its product is annotated as A-type voltage-gated potassium channel KCND3-like. NCBI's taxonomy places the organism in Eukaryota, Metazoa, Chordata, Actinopteri, Syngnathiformes, Syngnathidae. Gene Ontology annotation, cellular component: voltage-gated potassium channel complex; dendritic spine; postsynaptic membrane. The record is from RefSeq and is a predicted model, not a curated record. Gene Ontology annotation, molecular function: protein binding; A-type (transient outward) potassium channel activity. Gene Ontology annotation, biological process: protein homooligomerization; action potential; potassium ion export across plasma membrane.